Molecule: messenger RNA, 489 nt
Organism: Ceratosolen solmsi marchali
Lineage: Eukaryota; Metazoa; Arthropoda; Insecta; Hymenoptera; Agaonidae
Product: odorant receptor 4-like
Exons: 2
Biological process (GO): detection of chemical stimulus involved in sensory perception of smell; sensory perception of smell
Cellular component (GO): plasma membrane
Molecular function (GO): odorant binding; olfactory receptor activity
Source: RefSeq, a predicted model, not a curated record
AAUUUGAAAGAAUCAAUUAAUUUGGAAGAAGAAAUUCAUUCGAUAGUUGAGAGACAUAGCAACCUGCUGGAUUUAGCCGAAAUACUAAAUAAUACGAUAUCAGAGAUGAUACUGCUAGAUCUUUUAUUAAAUUGUGGACUAAACUUAGCCGUAGGUAUGCAGAUAUUAAUAGCUAUGAAACUGGGCCAAAAUAUAACGAGAUUCAUUUUAUGUUUUACUGUAUUAAUGUUGCAAGUAUUUUUAUUGAAUUAUGCUGGCGAAACUCUCACUACUCACACAGAAGCUAUACGAGAUUGUCUGUGUACUAUUAAUUGGUAUGAAUUUCCACCAAAGAUCCAGAAAGAUAUAUAUUUUAUGAUCAUGAGAGCACAUAAACCAAUUUAUCGAUUAGCUGGACGAUUUUACGUGUUGAAUUACGAGAAUUUCACAAACAUAGUCAAAACCUGCUUUUCAAUAUUCAAUAUAUUUCGUUUGAUGUUUGAAGUUUAA